Molecule: messenger RNA, 826 nt
Organism: Trichomycterus rosablanca
Lineage: Eukaryota; Metazoa; Chordata; Actinopteri; Siluriformes; Trichomycteridae
Gene: stmn2a
Product: stathmin 2a
Exons: 5
Coding region: 122-667 (181 amino acids)
Biological process (GO): microtubule depolymerization; neuron projection development; regulation of microtubule polymerization or depolymerization
Cellular component (GO): growth cone; cytoplasm; neuron projection
Molecular function (GO): tubulin binding
Source: RefSeq, a predicted model, not a curated record
CCUCAGUCUGAUCGCAUUGUGCUCUGCUCAUCCAGUGCCUUAAACAUCACCGCUCCCUAAAACCCACCGGCACAACCCGCAACUCCGUGCGCAUCCCGAAAGCUCCAGAUCAACCACGACCAUGGACAACAUCGCCGUCGCAUACAAAGAGAAAAUGAAGGAGAUGUCUGUGUUCUCGCUCAUAUGCUCCUGUUUCAACCCGAGGCUACAGAAAAACCUGGACGCCAAGACAGAAGCAUGCAUGGAGGUAAAGCCCAUUAACAAACGGGCUUCUGGCCAGGCCUUUGAAGUGAUCCUGAAGGCCCCUUCUCCAGUAUCAGAUGUGGCCCACAGCAUCGCAUCCGGUCCCAAAAAGAGGGACAUCUCCCUGGAAGACAUUCAGAAGAAACUAGAGGCUGCUGAAGACCGCAGGAAAUCUCAGGAGGCCCAUGUGCUGAGAGCUCUAGCUGAGAAACGGGAGCAUGAGCGGGAUGUCUUGUUCAAAGCCAUGGAGGAGAACACCAAUUUCAGCAGGAUGGCUGAGGAAAAACUCAUUUAUAAAAUGGAGCAGAUCUCUGAGAACCGCCGGGCUUACCUAGCAGCCAUGAUGGAGCGCCUUCAUGAGAAGGAGCUACAUGCUACUGAGGUCCGCAGGAACAAGGAGCUGAGAGAAGAGAUCACAGCAUGAAAACAUCAUCCUUUUCCUCUUCCUCGCCAUUCAUCAGCCCACUUGUCCUCUUCUCAUGUACCAACACUCCCCUCUUGAACACACACACACACACACACACACACACACACACACACACACACACACACACACACACACACACAAAGCACUAUCCAGCAA